ACGUCACGAGAAACCCUUCUACUAUUCGCAUCCUGAAGUUGACAGCAUGAUGGUUCAGGCGAUCCAGGUGCUUCGGUUUCAUCUCUUAGAGUUAGAAAAGGUUCACGAGCUGUGCGACAACUUCUGCCACCGAUACAUCUCUUGUCUGAAGGGUAAAAUGCCCAUCGACCUGGUGAUUGACGAGCGCGAGGGCCCCAAGCCAGAGGUCUUGGGCCCCGGCGACUCGAACAAUAACGCCUCGGCAGUGGCUGCCGGUCGGGCGUCCGCCGACACCACACACACCGACGGCGCCUCCACCCCAGACGUGACUUCCUAUUUGGCUGAAUCGAAUCGGCCGCCGUCAUCGUCAAUGUCGUUUACUGGGGGCGCAGGCGGGGACGAUGCUCGGUCUCCUGGCUCGGGUGGCACUCCGGGUCCCUUGUCCCACCAGCCCGCCUCCCAGCAAUCGGCGGACAAUACCAGCGAAGCAGGUGGGUCCGAGAUCUCGACACUUGUCCGAGGACUAGCAGAUGCUAUAGGUAAGAAGAGCCCAGCUGGACUACACUCUCGCCUUUUUCACGAAUUCGAAGCAGAAAUGGCCGAUCAGCUAUUUUUGUCAGUAAUUUGUUUGAAUAUACACCCGCGAAUUCAGGUCUCGAGAGCAAGCCGAGAGCAAGCUGAGAGCAAGCUGAGGGCAAGCUGA
Molecule: messenger RNA, 682 nt
Organism: Penaeus indicus
Lineage: Eukaryota; Metazoa; Arthropoda; Malacostraca; Decapoda; Penaeidae
Product: homeobox protein homothorax-like
Exons: 8
Coding region: 47-682 (211 amino acids)
Source: RefSeq, a predicted model, not a curated record